Molecule: messenger RNA, 4898 nt
Organism: Prosopis cineraria
Lineage: Eukaryota; Viridiplantae; Streptophyta; Magnoliopsida; Fabales; Fabaceae
Product: putative lysine-specific demethylase JMJ16
Exons: 9
Coding region: 2373-4595 (740 amino acids)
Biological process (GO): chromatin remodeling
Cellular component (GO): nucleus
Molecular function (GO): histone H3K4me/H3K4me2/H3K4me3 demethylase activity
Source: RefSeq, a predicted model, not a curated record
CGAUUUCACUCUUCCCUACAAGCAGAGGCGUGCGGCGGCGGCGGCAUAUGACGGUGGCAUGGGUAUGACGGCUGCGGCAAUAGAUCCAAAUCUGGUUCAAUCUCUUCCUCUAUUUCUAUGUUUCGAUCUGUUCAUAGUCUCGUGCUGCUUGAAGGUUCCGCUGGUUCAAGUUAUUUGUUUGAUUAAUUGAAAGGGUGUAUAUUCGAUUGAUUCGUAGAACAGGAAGGAGCAACAUUUAUUUGAUUCUUUGAAUCAUAAAAAUAAGUUAUUAUGGUUACAUUGAAAAGGUGUGCAUUCAAUGAUAUUAUUAGUUUUCCUGAGCCUAUAGCAUGACAUAUAAUCCUCUGUAAAAUUUUAUUUGACCUGAACGGAACAGCAUAUUUUUUCUUCGAUUUCUCAUGUUAUUGUUGCUUCAUUUUGUUUGUGCUUUUUGGUCAUGUUCUAAUCUAUCUCAUUGACAAUUGAUGAGCUGUUGAAUUCAAGUAAUUAAAAAUAAUUUGAGCUAAAAAUUAAGCAUACGUGGUCCUAUAGAUUUUCGCCAUCAGUGGAUGCAUAGGAGAUCCCAUAAACAAACGGUCUAUAUCGAGAGGGGAAGUACCAUCAGGGGAUGCAAGCAUUCAAGGGCUGUCAGCUGGCCCUAAUCAUUAAUGGGGUUCCAUGUGGCAAGUAAGAAGUAGGGAAGAGGUAUGGCUUUUUUUAAGAUUAUUGGACAGGAAAGAGUAUUACACUCUCUGAAGCACACAGCCAUUAGCAUGGAACUAAGAGCGAGCAAAGCAAAUGCUUGCAGUAGUGAAAGGACAAAGGCGCCCUUAAGUUGCUAGACCUCUAAAACGCCUUAGGCGAUAGGUGCUAGAAAAGCAAACAUCCAGGUGCUAAAAUAAGAAGAAUAUGAUAUAUAUAUAUAUAUAUGUAUGUAUAUAAGGAUAAAUGUAACUUAAAAUACUGCCAUUAUACUCUCUAUAUUUUGAAAUAUAAGAGAAACUAACAUGUGUCUCUUUAUUUUGAUUUAUAAGAAAAACUACAAAUUUCAAGAAGCAUUGAUCACAAGUUUUCUAAAUUGUCUCUCAUAAAGUCAAUGUUUAUUUUCACUAGACAAAUUUGUUUCAUUAAUUACAGGGAUACUUCAGUCCAAAUUUUUUAAUUUCAGACAUGAUUAUUAUACUUAACUAACUUUUUUAAACUGUGUAAAUUGGUUAUUUUCUGUUAUAUUUGAAAAUGGAGGGAGUAUAGAUUAAACUAAAAUAAAUGACUGCCAUACAUUUCUAGCUAAUUUUGAAGUGUGUGCAUCAUAAAGCCUUUGUACACCCUGUUGAAUGGUAUGGGGUUAGGGCUAGUUUGACAGAUAAAUUUUGAAAAAAGAAUGAUAUAUUAAAGUUUGGGUUGGACCAUUCAAGUUGUGUUUUAUUGGUUAUUUCAUGAUUAAGGAGCUCCUUUAGUGAGGUGCCAAGAGGCAAUUUGAGAGGAGCUGAACUCGUUUAGCGUCUUGCCUCAGUGCCUUAGGCGCUAAGGCAAGCCCCUGCGGCUUCUUCCAUGAUCCACAAUGAGCUUCUUUUUUGGCAUCACGCCUCCUGACUUGUCACUGGGGCUAGAUUCAACAGCAAGCUGGUUGUAGAUGCCUAAUUAGAAAUGCUCAAGGAGCAUGGGUGGUUGAGUUCACUUGCUCAUUGGGCGGAUUUUCAAUUGAGGAUGCAGAAGCUUGUGGAGUCUUAGAACGUUUGCAUCUUGCUUGAAUCAGGGGGUUUAGGCUUAGCACAGUAUGAGUGGAGUUAAAGGCCAUACCUUCGGUACAUAUUAUGAAGGCCCCAUGUAACUACUCAACUACAAGAUCAUAUAUAAUUUUCUUUUUUCUGGCUUUGAUUUCUUUUGUCAUGCCACCCUUGUGUCUUCCCUAGCUGAAAUUUCAGUUCUUUAUCUUUUCUUUUUGAGGGAAUUAUAAAAGUUUGAUGCUCUAGGGUGAACUUUUGAAUGAUUUAUAGCUCUGCUAGGUGAUAACUGGUAAGCUGCUCACAAGCUCAUUAUAUAGUAGAUCUAUUCCAAAGUUCAGCUGUGAAUUCACUCUAUCAAUUAGCUCUGAGGCUCCUUCUUAUAUGAUUUUUUGUUUGGUCUUUGUUGCAGUAAUUAUGGAAUCAAAAAAUAGAAGGAAAUCUGUGAAAUCUAAAAGUAAAGAAAUCCCUUCAGCCCCCCCUGGUUUUAGAUCCCUUACUUCUUUCAUGCUAAAAAAGGGCAAUUCUUAAGCAUCGUCCAUGGAUACUUUUCGAUCAUAGCAACUGUGACCCUGAGAAAUCCAACACAGAGGAUUUCCCUCAGGUAUGUUGGGAAAUGAUGCGCGCUUGUCUUUGGGGUGUAUGGCAUAGAGGCAUGGGAUUCUUGAUAUGCUUGUUCCAAUAGUAGUUGUGAAUCAGGGUUUUUCUUCAAACGCUUGUCGUCCAAAAGGGGUUUCUCUUGGUUGUCCAGAUUGUAAUGAUUGUCUGAAGGUAACUGCAAGGUGGUGCCCUGAGGAUGCAAGAAGAGAUGUCCUUGAUGAAGUUCAAAUGUUCCACCCAACAGAAGAGGAAUUUAAAGACACACUUGAAUAUAUUGCAAGCAUACGUUCCAAAGCAGAGCCUUACGGAAUCUGUCGUAUUGUUCCUCCUCCUUCUUGGCAACCACCAUGUCUUCCUGAUGAAAAAAACAUAUGGGAAAACUCUAAAUUUUCUACUAAGAUUCAGCGGAUUGAUGGCCUCCAAGUUCAGUGCCAGCAAGAAGUUAUUGACAACCCUUACAAAAAUGUAGAGACCAAGACCAGAAAAGAGCCGGGAGCAGCUUUGGACUCUCAACCUGGUAAUGAAAACCCCCAUGAUGUUAAAGACUUAGAGUCUAAACCUGGCCCUACCUUCAGUCUCAGUACAUUUAAGAAAUUUGCUGAUGAUUUCAAGGCCAAGUACUUCCACCGUGACAAUAAUGUCAUGGGUUCUGAUGAAAAGUGGGAGCCAUCUGUGGAAAAUGUUGAGGGAGAGUAUGGACGAAUUACUCAAAAUCCAACUGAUGAAAUUGAGGUGGUUUUUGGUAAUGACUUGGGGACUGGAGUUUUAAGCAGUGGAUUUCCAAUGGUGUCUGAUUCUGUGGAGUCGUUAAAUCAUCCUGAAUGUAUGAGAUCUGGAUGGAAUUUAAAUAAUAUGCUUACACAAGCUGGUUCUCUCCUUUCAUUUGAAAGCUCCGAGGUUUCUAGCAAAUUUGCCCCUCAGGUUCACGUUGGAAUGUGCUUUUCUUCAUUCAAUUGGAAAGUGGAAGAGCACCAGUUGUACUCGUUGUGUUACAUGCAUGUGGGAGAGCCUAGAGUUUGGUAUAGCAUUCCGGGAAGAUUUGCUGCUGACUUUGAAACAGUGAGGAAGAAGCAUCUCCCAAUUUUGUUUGCAGAAGAGUCUGAUUUGCUUGACAAUUUGCAGAUGCAGUUAUCCUCCGCCAUAUUGAAGUCAGAGGGUGUACCAGUAUAUCGCUGUGUCCAGUAUCCCCGGGAGUUUGUUCUUGUCUUCCCAGGAGCAUACCAUUCCGGAUUUGAUUGUGGUUUCAAUUUUUCUGAAUCAGUCAGUUUUGCUCCUCUUGAUUGGCUGCUUCAUGGACAGAAAGUUGUAGAGUUAUAUUGUGAACAAAGGCGAAGGACAUCAAUUUCAUACGAUAAGCUGUUGCUUGGGGCAGCAAGGAAAGCUGUUAGGGCACAAUUUGAGAUUGGACUCUGCGGGAUGGGUACCCCAGAUAAUUUAUACUGGAAAGAUGCAUGUGGAAGGGAUGGGAUAUUAACAAAAGCUUUUGAUUUACGGAGAAAGAGUGAAAGUUCAAAGAGGGAAUUUCUUUGCGCUUCUCUGAAGUCACGGAUAAUGGAAAAAGAUUUCGAUGUCACUUGCAAAAGAGAAUGUUGUGUAUGUCUCCGUGACUUGCACUUAUCUGCCAUAAGUUGUCCAUGUUCGACCAACAAAUUUGCAUGUCUUAAUCAUGGAAAGCAGCUGUGUUUUUGCCCUUGGAGUGACAAAUUUAUCCUCUGGCGAUAUGAAAUCAGUGAGUUGAAUACCCUUUGUCUUGCUUUGGAGGGAAAAGCAAGUGUUAUCCACAAAUGGGCUAAAGUCGAUCUUGGAUUAACUGUGCACUCUGUCGCCUCCAAAGCAUCGAAACAGAACCCAGGAAAUGCAAGUGCUUCAUCGUCUACUGCCUUAGCAAGAGUGGCAUUUUUGAAUUCACUGAAACGGAAAAGAGAUGCAGUCGAGCCCAAAGGUUCGGGCACUGAUGGUAUCUCUCCUAGCAUUGAGGCAAAAUUGAAGCCACCGUUACCUGACUCAACAUGUGUAGGUAAAUCGAAGGCAAAACAGAAAAAGGUGGGUCACCAAUCUACAGCAAGACACAAGAGUGGAGUCAAUUCUGCUCCUGCCAUUAAACCUGAUCUCAAGUCGCGCAAGGUUCAGUCAUCAAUUCCAAACUUGGCUGAAAAUGACCCAAAAGUGUCUAGGGAUUUUCUAGGUCUUAGUUUAACGUCAGGUUAUGUGUCACUUCUUCCGGAAAUCAGGUCAUUUGAUGUUUCUUCAGAUAGUUCAGCUUCAUCAUCAGGAUCCGAUGAUGACACUUGACUUGCUGAUAGUAAAAAAAAAAAAAAAAAAUCAUGGAGCAGUGCUGAAAGGGUUUAUACCUGUAAAAGAAUCAUCCAUACAGUGAGUGAUUCGGAUGUUUAGUUGUGUUGGUGCAGUACUGGAUGUGCGAAUGGUGCAUCCAUUCAUGGUUUAGACUUUGAGCUGCAUUUCGGGGCUUCAUGUUAAUCAUGCUCAAGUUUUAAUUCUACCACAAUCACAUUGUUGUAAAGCUUGUAACCCCUCUCGACUUUUGAUUAGACCGCAAUUAGAAAUAGGAAAAUUUAACCUGUUGUGAUUUUCCUA